CACAGAACGACACGGAAUCUCAUUCUUCCUUAGACUUAUAUUUCUUAAACAUUACUUCCCAUAAGCAAUCCCACCUUUCCACCUCAUCCGAACUCACCUAUUUUCUAUCCAAAAUGGCAUCGACUACCGACAUUGUGACCCUCGACAAUUUCGUAUCCAAGAUGCCGUCGUGGGAUCCCAACCUCCCCAACCACCUUUAUGCUUUGGUUGAUAUAGGAAGCAAUGGCAUACGAUUCUCUAUUUCGGAUUUAUCUCCCCCGCAGAGCCGCCUUCUAAAAUGCUUGUAUCGUGAACGUGCUGCCAUCUCUCUAUUUGAUGCACUAAACUCGUCUCCCUCGAAUGGACAUUUGAUUUUUCCACCAGAGGUUAUUACUCAAGUUUCCAAGACUUUAGCUCGGUUCAAAUCCAUUGCCAACGAUUAUGGCGUACCAGCAGAACAUGUGUCUGUGUUCGCCACAGAAGCUAUGCGAAAGGCUGAGAACGCAGCCUCGAUGUUAGAAGCCAUACUGGCGUCUUCGGGACUUGGUGUUCACGUGCUCGCCCCGGAAGUCGAGACUCUGUUUGGAUCCAUGGGGGCCAGAAGCGGAUUCGCCACUGUUAAUGGGCUUUUCCUUGAUUUGGGGGGCGGUUCAGUUCAAAUGACUUACUUGAACUCCUCUCUGGAAGGCUACGACAUAGCGGCCGCACAGACCGGCAAAAGCUUACCAUUUGGUGCUGCUAAGCUAAUUAGGAUUUUGGAGAAUAGUGAAGCAGAAGCCCGAGUUGCUGCAGUGGACACCUUGAAAGACGGCAUGCAAAGUGCUUUUGUCGAGCUUGAGAGGCAGUUUCCUUCUUUAAGAGAUAUACGGACCCUCCAAGAGGGUGGUGUUGAUAUCUUUCUUUGUGGUGGUGGCUUUAGGGGCUAUGGUAGCAUUCUCAUGCAUUCCGACCCGAUUCAACCAUACCCGAUACCAGCCGUGGGCGCGUAUACCGUCAAAGGCUCAGUCUUCCGCCAGACUAAGCUCAUGCGCAAAGUCAAUGCCGAAUAUGAUGGCAAAAUCCACGGAAUGUCGAAACGACGACGUCAGCAAUUUCCAGCUAUCGCUACAGUUGUAGAAGCACUGAUAGAUGCUAUCCCUAAAAUCUGCACGGUGACAUUUUGCAGCGGCGGCAAUCGAGAAGGGGCCCUUUUUAUGAAACUACCCAAAGCCGUAAGAGAAGAAAAUCCCCUCCCGCUUCUCCGCCAAGUGAAUAGCAAGGCGGAACUCGAGAUACUGUAUUCCAUAAUGGAUAUUUUGCGAUCCUCUCUACCCACUGACUUCAAUUUCUCCAAUAUCCCAACAGUUUUUACUUUGGGUCUUGGUCCUCUUUUCGCCAGUAGCAUAUGGACGCGUGUUGGAGAACCAAGCGAUGCCAACGCGGCAUUUGAAAUACACCAAGCCAUGCACCGCGACCCUAGUGCAUCUGGUUUUAGCCAUUUAGCACGGGCAAUUCUGGGCCUUACCCUUUGUUAUAGAUGGGGAGCCAGUCUCGGUCCUAUUGAUAAACCACUCCAAGUCAACCUAGAAAAACUUAUCAGCCAAUCAAAUCCUGAGGCUAUUUUCUGGGCUGAAUAUCUCGGUGCGGUUGCCCAUAUCCUUUCUGUUCUUUGUCCAGCAAAACCGAAUGCAGCAGAUAAAUUAGGGAAUACUGUUAAAUUUAACUCAAGCCUGAAAAAUGGCAAGACGAAGACGAAACUUCAAUUAAACGUGAAAGUAUCUUCGUCGAUUUCCCAAGCUCUUGAUGUCGAAGAUUUAGAGAAAAUUCUCAAGAGUGUUGGGAAAUCUCGUAACGUCGCAGACAAGACUGAGAAGAAAGUCGAGCUCACUAUACAGAUAAUUGAGCCUUAAUUCUAGCUAUCUCAUCUAUAUCGAACCCCCAAUACUUUAAGUACAACGUAUGUGCUUGUCUUGACUACAAGCUGUUGCUAUAGCCGCCCGAGUAUCGAACACCACUUCUUGGAAAUAUUGAACUAAGUACAUAACGACGUAACGUCAUAAUAAAUACGACCGAAAAACGACGACCUUCGCAAUGCGUAACAGAUAGGGAAAUGGAAUGGAAUGACCCCUGCGAUGCUGAUCCCGACAGCGAAUGUCAUUGAACAAGCAAUAUGCCUUCUAAAAAGUGUUUCAACCCUCCAUCAUUACGAGAGGCAUAAUACGAGCU
Molecule: messenger RNA, 2184 nt
Organism: Hypoxylon trugodes
Lineage: Eukaryota; Fungi; Ascomycota; Sordariomycetes; Xylariales; Hypoxylaceae
Product: Ppx/GppA phosphatase
Exons: 3
Coding region: 114-1868 (584 amino acids)
Biological process (GO): regulation of transcription by RNA polymerase II
Source: RefSeq, a predicted model, not a curated record